This is a messenger RNA of Ictalurus furcatus (blue catfish), 1825 nucleotides long. It is a transcript of the gene pid1, whose product is annotated as phosphotyrosine interaction domain containing 1. Bases 384 to 1208 code for a protein of 274 amino acids. Gene Ontology annotation, biological process: negative regulation of insulin receptor signaling pathway; negative regulation of D-glucose import across plasma membrane; regulation of reactive oxygen species metabolic process. Gene Ontology annotation, cellular component: cytoplasm. The record is from RefSeq and is a predicted model, not a curated record. Lineage: Eukaryota; Metazoa; Chordata; Actinopteri; Siluriformes; Ictaluridae. The transcript is spliced from 3 exons.
GAACAACUGGGUAUAUAAAUGAUCAUACAAUAAACUUUAUAGCUUUCUUCUUCAAAGAGUCUCUAAUACUGUCCAUGCUGUACAGCCUUACGUCAGUCAACAAAACCAAAAACUUAUUAGUAAACUUUAUGCAUUUCUGACUGUGAUAGUUGGCCAAACAUAUGAAUAAACGAAUUAAAUAAAAGAAUCUUCUUUAGGGAAAUCAGUGAACCCAAAAAGUUAAUUUUCCUAUAAAAGUCAGAGAGGUCUGCCACUCGUCUUUUUGAAUCCACCCUCUCCGUAAACAAAGCGCACCCUCUGCUGGACAGUGUGAGCGCACCAAGUAAAAAGCAAAAGGAGAAGGAGAAAGAGGAGGAGGAGGAGGAGGAGGGAGGAAGAGCCGUAUGUUUUCGCAGGCGGAGCUUCUUCCUCCCGUACCGUUGGAAUUCACUGCGUGUAUUUUCUCGGCAUAUUUUGCUGGAAAGAAAAAAAAAGGAGAAACAGCACAGAGGAAGAGGGGAAAGAAGAGCGCCUGUGCAGGCAGAUGUGAGCUGAAGGAACCCGGUCGGUACCGUGAAUCCGCUACGAUGUGGCAGCCUGCGACUGAGAGACUGCAGCAUUUCCAGAACAUGUUGAAGUCAAAGCUGAAUGUUUUGACACUGCGCAAAGACUCGUUACCGAGUGUCAUCUUCCAUGAACCAGAGGCCAUCGAGCUCUGCUCCACAACACACACCAUUAAACCACGCACGCACACUGGCUAUAAGGUGACCUAUCUAGGGAAAGUUACAAUCCCUGGCUCUAAGUUCCUCUCAGGCUGCACCGAGUCUGCCGUCGUGGCUUUAUGGGAUACAAAGUGCUCGUCAAUCGCCAUGGAUGCCUUACUGGAGAUUCGGCCCUUCCAGGUGCGUCUGCACCACUUGGAUGGGCAGAGUGAGGCACCAGACUCAGUGGAGACAUUCCAGGUGGCACGGAUUGCAUACUGCACGGCGGAUCAUGAGGUGAGCCCGAAGGUGUUUGCGUUCAUCUACCGUCAGAUCAAUGAGGACCUGACGUUCCAGAUGGACUGCCAUGCCGUGGAGUGUGAGAGUAAGCGCACUGCCAAGAUGCUCGCUCAUGCCAUGAUGGAUGCCUUCACCAAGACCUUCCACUCCAUGAGGACCGACGGGCGCAUCCACCAAUCAGGACGCGAGAUUCCUGAAGACUCAAAUGCAAAUCCUGAUGAUGGCUGAGGCUGAGGGCUGAGGGGGUGGGACCUGUAGGGGGAAUGUGUGAUCCCAUCUCUGUUUCAGUCUUUGGUGGGAUAAUAAAGAAAAUCAAAAUGUUCUCUUAGCUUACAGCUAAUAAAUAAAUGCAUUUCUGCAGCCAUAUUGCUCACAAAUCUUGUUAUUGUUCUAGAAUGUUGCAAUGAAAAAUUGAUCUAGAACAUGUAUUAGGACAUCACAAUGGGCUGUUCUCAACUGCUGCAGUAGUAUAUUGUUUCAGAAUGUUGCUGUGGUUGUUCUACAAUAUUGUGAUCCAGGUGUGUUCUAGAAUACUGUUAUAGAAUACUGCAUUUAGACUAUUGGCGAACAUUGUAAUAGAGGUUCUGGAAUAUUGGAUUAGGGCAUGAUCGAUCAUUGCUCAUCUCAUGGUGGAAUGUGGUGUUGGAUGAAACAUUGUUCUUAAUUAUUACAAGCCUUGCUCUAGAAAAUCACAGUGAAAAACGUCUGUACAAUAUUUCAACCCUUGUUAUAGAACAUAAAUUAAGGUACUUAAUUUUUAGGUACUUGUUAUAGUACCUAAAUUAUUUUUUAAAAAGUCAGAUUGUUUUACAUUAUUUGUGAACAAUGUUCUUGAAUGCCUUGAU